Messenger RNA from Morchella sextelata, 225 nucleotides. RefSeq lists its product as uncharacterized. The transcript has a single exon. Lineage: Eukaryota; Fungi; Ascomycota; Pezizomycetes; Pezizales; Morchellaceae. The record is from RefSeq and is a predicted model, not a curated record. Bases 1 to 225 code for a protein of 74 amino acids.
AUGACUACCCGAAGGGAUAAUUACUUCAUAGAUACCUCGGCCGUAACUGAGGAGGCCGGAGGAGAAGAUUCUAUGGUGAUAUCAAGGGCUGCUAGCCCAGACCCUGUGAGGGAUGCGUACCAGACCACAAGAGUACACUACGCAGAGCUCAGAGUUCGGCUAACAGCUACAAAGGUAGAAGUCUCCAAGGUCUCUUCAGUCAACGUCGAGUAUGAUUCUCCUUGA